AUGGCGUGCAUAAGGUCGACAACAGUUUUCUGCGUUUUAUUUCUUGCUCUUUACGCCGUGUUUUCCCAAGUAGAAGCGAAUGAGUGCUAUUCUGACUCUGGAUGUGGUUACUUAAAGUAUUGCUGUGAAAGAAAAUAUCCCAGUUACGACAAUAUAUGUCUGAACAAUUGCAUUGGAGAAUCGUGUACUAUUGACGACGACUGUGCACCGAGUGAAACUUGUUGUGGUGUUGAUAAGAAAUGUGGCACAACUUGCAUUGGAAAAUCGUGUACUUACCGUGACAGCCACUGUGCAACGGGUGAAACUUGCUGCGGUAAUUCUGAUAAGAAAUGUGCGACAACUUGUAUUGGAAAAUCGUGUGACUACAGUUACCACUGUGCUACUGGAGAAUGUUGCAAUUCUGAUGAUAAAUGUGACACAGAUUGCAGUGUUGUGAUUAAAGGUCUAGCUGGUUGGAUUGUUGCAGUGAUUGUUAUCAGUGUGAUUGUUGUUAUCGUCAUACCUAUUGCAGUUGUCGUCUUUUGCUGUUUUUGUGCGGCUGGUGCGGCAGCAGCCUCGAGACGUCCUGCUCAUGGUGGUAUUGUAUUAACACAACCUACAACCACAGGAAAUACAGUCUUUGCAACCCAGCAACAACAACAACAAUUCGCUGCACAACAAGGACAACCAAUGUAUUUCCAAAACUCUCAACCAUAUCCAAACCAACCCCCACCAGAAUAUCAACCUCAAGGGACAGUGUAUCCACGAGGGGCAAGUGGUGGAUAUAUAGCGAUGACACCACAAACUCAAGUAAAGCCAUAA
Messenger RNA from Paramuricea clavata, 801 nucleotides. NCBI's taxonomy places the organism in Eukaryota, Metazoa, Cnidaria, Anthozoa, Malacalcyonacea, Plexauridae. The record is from the annotation of a GenBank genome assembly.